This is a messenger RNA of Leptosia nina, 1002 nucleotides long. Lineage: Eukaryota; Metazoa; Arthropoda; Insecta; Lepidoptera; Pieridae. The record is from the annotation of a GenBank genome assembly.
AUGACGACCCACUGUUGUGUUUGCGGCAAAUUCGUAUCAAUGUCUGAGUGUGUAAAGUGUUUUAAAUGCACUCUAAAGGGUCAUCGUUCGUGUAUGUUCAAUAGCAACCCGGAUACGAAAAGUGCAGCGCGCUCGCUUUGCAAAAAUUGCAAAACAAAAACAAACGUAAACAAAAACAUGUCGGCAGCCGGUUCAGAUGGUUCCAGCGGUUCUGUGCAAUCCUCACCUGGUCUUUGUGAUGCGGAAGAGUUAUCCGUCGCUCAAAACAUAACUCAGCUGCGGGAGGAAUUCUCGAACGUCACCCGUGAAAUCUCACUCUUCCGACAAGAAAUGUCGCGGUUAACUGUGUUGUUGAACGAAUUCAAUUCUCGUAUUGAAAGAGUCGAAAACCGUGUCGAUCAACUGGAGAAAACUACCGAGGAAAGAAUUACAUCCCUUGAAAGUUCAGGGCCAACACAUUUAGAAGAAAGUUUACGAGAAAAAAUCACCGAACUUAAGCAGGAACUAAAUGAACGCGACAGAUUAUCCCUCCGUUGCGACAUUGUGCUUAGCGGCAUUCCCGAGGAGGAGGGCGAAAAUGCAAUGCAUUUGGCGACCUCAGUGGCUCACAAAAUUGGUGUGACCCUGGAAGAAAAGGACGUUGUUUUUGCAGAGAGAUUGGGGCUCCGGCGCAAACCUGUCGGGCAAACAUCGCGUCCUAUAAUUCUCCGCUUACUACGUCACUCAACCCGAGACGAAAUACUACAUAGUGCGCGCGUGCGGCGGGAUAUCGACACUACCGGACUGAACUUGAACAGCGACACGCCCCCCAGUAAAAUUUACCUUAAUGAGCGGCUUACGCGCUAUGAUAAACAUUUAUUUUCUCUGGCGAAACAGGCAGCAGUAGAAAGUGGGUGGAAGUAUGUCUGGACACGCGACGGUCGCGUCCUCGCUAGACAAAGUCCAACCGCUCGAGUCCGGCGCAUUAUUUGCGAAAAGGAUAUUCAGUCGGUUUUUGUAUAA